Clonostachys rhizophaga is the source of this 1680-nucleotide messenger RNA. NCBI's taxonomy places the organism in Eukaryota, Fungi, Ascomycota, Sordariomycetes, Hypocreales, Bionectriaceae. The record is from the annotation of a GenBank genome assembly.
AUGGGCAUUUGCAAUUCGACUUGUUGCGGAGGGCGGUCCCGCGAUGGACUCUACGAGCCGGUUCUUGCCGAUAGCGAGCGGGAAGCUGUCGCCGAUCUCCUCCUCUAUCUCGAAAACCGGGGAGAGACCGAUUUUUUCUCUGGCGAACCUUUAAGGGCACUGAGCACCCUGGUGUUUUCCGAGAAUAUAGACCUCCAGCGGAGUGCAAGCUUAACAUUCGCCGAAAUUACAGAACGAGAUGUCCGAGAGGUAGAUCGUGACACCCUCGAGCCCAUUCUCAUCCUACUCCAAAGCCCAGACAUCGAAGUUCAGAGGGCUGCCAGUGCUGCGCUUGGUAACCUGGCGGUGAACACCGAAAACAAAGUCCUCAUUGUUCAGCUCGGCGGACUUACCCCUCUUAUCCGUCAAAUGCUCUCACCCAACGUUGAAGUUCAGUGUAAUGCUGUAGGAUGCAUUACCAACCUAGCAACACACGAGGAGAACAAGGCCAAGAUUGCACGAUCAGGCGCCUUGGGCCCUCUUACCCGGCUCGCCAAGUCCCGUGAUAUGCGUGUCCAACGGAAUGCCACCGGUGCCCUGCUGAAUAUGACACAUUCUGAUGAAAACCGACAGCAACUCGUUAAUGCCGGUGCUAUUCCGGUUCUCGUGCAGCUUCUAUCCUCCCCCGAUGUUGAUGUUCAAUAUUACUGCACAACAGCUCUCAGCAACAUCGCUGUUGAUCUCAACAACAGACGGAAACUGGCCUCUUCGGAGCCCAAACUCGUUCAGGCGCUUGUGAAUCUCAUGGAUUCCUCAUCGCCCAAGGUGCAAUGCCAGGCUGCGUUGGCACUUCGCAACUUGGCAUCGGACGACAAGUAUCAGCUGGACAUCGUCCGGGCAAAUGGAUUGCCUCCCCUUCUUCGCCUUCUCCAGUCAUCAUACCUUCCUUUGAUUCUAUCGGCUGUUGCUUGUAUUCGCAACAUCUCGAUCCACCCUAUGAAUGAAUCCCCAAUUAUCGAGGCUAACUUUUUGAAGCCACUGGUGGACUUGCUGGGUUCCACAGAUAAUGAGGAGAUUCAAUGCCAUGCUAUUUCGACGUUGAGAAACCUGGCGGCCAGCUCAGACCGGAACAAGGCUCUUGUAUUGGAUGCGGGGGCUGUUCAAAAAUGCAAGCAGCUGGUUCUAGACGUCCCCGUGGCUGUCCAAUCCGAGAUGACAGCCGCCAUCGCCGUCCUGGCCCUGAGCGAUGACCUUAAGUCUCACCUAUUAAACCUUGGGGUCUGUGACGUUCUUAUUCCCCUGACUCACUCCAGAAGCAUUGAGGUUCAAGGUAAUAGUGCCGCCGCAUUGGGUAACCUGUCUUCAAAAGUUGGGGAUUACUCCAUCUUCGUACAAAACUGGAAUGAGCCUAACGAAGGAAUCCAUGGUUACCUGGGUCGAUUUUUGCAAUCUGGUGAUGCCACCUUCCAGCACAUCGCCGUCUGGACGCUCCUGCAGCUAUUCGAAUCUGAGGACAAGACUUUGAUUGGUCUCAUUGGGAAGGCCGACGAUAUCAUUGAACACAUCCGCACCAUUGCAAACAGACCAGUUGAACCUGAACCAGAAUCUGAGGAGGACGACGAAGGUGAGGUUGUCAAUCUCGCACAACGAUGCCUUGAGCUCCUGGGCCAGAGCGGUUCCAAGGCGCAUAUCGAGGCUUGA